ACCUUUCCACCGCCAGGCGAUCCGCGCGUCGAUGGGCGCCGUCUUCAAGGUGCCAUACACGUUCGCGCCGCACUGGCCCGAGGCGCUCUCGCAGGUCAAGGCUGGAGGGUACGGCUUGCUCGCCCUGCACCUUCAAGGCUCGGUCGAGCACACCGCCGCGCUCGGCGCAAACGGCGGGUUGGCCCCCUCCGCCGCGGCACCCGCGGCCGCCGGCCCGCCGCCACUCUGCGGCUUGCCGCUGGCGGUGGUGGUUGGGGCGGAGUAUGAGGGCGUCGGCGAGGCGGCGGCGCGGCUCGCUGACGAGCGCGUGCGCAUCGCGAUGGCGCCCGCGAUGGCGGUCGACUCGCUGCACGGGGUGGACUCGCUCAACGUCAACGUGGCGGCGGCCAUCGUGCUGGAGCGCAUCUUCGCCUUCAACCGCGCGGAGCACGAGGCGAGAGUCUGUGACCAACAGCGACGUCUGUCUUUGCUUGAUGUGUUGCAUUGGCUGGUGGGCAGCUCCACACAGCACACUCUCGAGAUCGUGGGUCCUGUGUGAGGUGUUAGUGAAGUGGCCGACGAGGCACGAGCGA
Emiliania huxleyi CCMP1516 is the source of this 572-nucleotide messenger RNA. RefSeq lists its product as hypothetical. Gene Ontology annotation, biological process: RNA processing. Lineage: Eukaryota; Haptophyta; Isochrysidales; Noelaerhabdaceae. Gene Ontology annotation, molecular function: RNA binding; RNA methyltransferase activity. The record is from RefSeq and is a predicted model, not a curated record. The transcript is spliced from 6 exons. Bases 32 to 538 code for a protein of 168 amino acids.